AUGCUUACGUCCACCAGAGCAACGAGUCUUCAUCUAUCUCAGAAAUCCAUUUCUGAAAAAGAAGGAACUGCACGGUUUAGAAUCGUAGUGAUGGGAGCAGCUGCCGUGGGUAAAAGUUCUAUCAUCUCACAAUUUCUUUACGAGAGAUUCGUCAGUGAAUAUAAAGAAACAAUUGAAGAACUACAUAGAGGAGAGUACAGUGUGAAAGGCACGCAGCUUGUUUUAGACAUUUUAGAUACUGCCGGUGCUCAUUCGUUUCCUGCCAUGAGAAAGUUAGCCAUAGCCACGAGCAAUGCCUUCAUACUAGUGUACUCGGUCAACGAUGAUACCUCCUUUGAUGAAGUAAUAGCCAUGAGAGAACAGAUCAUUGCCGAGCGAGACGAUGAAAAUGUCCCAAUUGUGAUCGUGGCAAAUAAAACAGACGUAUUAGAAGAAAAACGAAUAAUUAGUCGAGAAACGGCGGAAAUGCUUGUGUCUGUGGAGUGGGGAAACGGAUAUAUCGAGGCCUCGGCCAAAGAUAAUAUCAACAUUGUAGGCAUUUUUAAGGAAAUUUUAAGACAAUCAAAGGUGCAAUGCUCUCUAAGUCCUGCUGUUAAGAGGAGGCGGAUUUCAUUGCCAGCCAUUCUGUUUAGCAAAAAGAAGGCAUCAACACAACCCAAGAGACGCAGUUGUUCGCUUAAUUAA
Patella vulgata (common limpet) is the source of this 684-nucleotide messenger RNA. Its product is annotated as ras-related protein rapA-like. Bases 1 to 684 code for a protein of 227 amino acids. The record is from RefSeq and is a predicted model, not a curated record. NCBI's taxonomy places the organism in Eukaryota, Metazoa, Mollusca, Gastropoda, Patellidae. The transcript has a single exon. Gene Ontology annotation, molecular function: GTPase activity; GTP binding.